AUGAAAGCUUUCAAUUGGCAGUCGAAGCUCCAGGAAACUGUGGGGAAGACGGUCACUGGCUUCUCGGACAGUGCAGCACGGUUCAAAGGCUGGACGGAAAGGCCUGGGACCAGCGAGGAUGGCAGUCGCCAGCAGGCGCUCAGCCAGCAUGGAUCCAGCCCCAGAAGCACAGCCAGCUUCAGCAACAAUCAGGACACUCAAUACCUCCGCCUACCGGUGGACAGCUUAAAGAAGCUGCGGUGGUAUGACCGGGACGACCUGUCAACGCUAGUGGAACUCUCAACGCGCGAGAAGCAGCAGUUGCAGGACACCAUCACAGCCCUCCGACAGGCACGCCACUACCAUCGCAUUUCCCGCUGCGCGCAAGGCAGCGUCAUCGCUGGCCUGGGAACUACAGAGGAGGAGCUGGAGGUGGAUCUGCAGGAGCGGCUGGCAGAUGCCGAGCACAUGCAUGCCUCGGACGAAGCGCUCAACGGCGCACUGCUCGUGUCUGCACGUGCCGAGAUCACGCAGCUGCGCACCAGCGGCAGCAGCAGCGCUGCCCAAGCGGCUGCAGCAGGAGAGAUGGCUUCUCUAAGAGAGAGGCUGGAGGCGCAGGAAAGGGAAGCCGAGGGGCUCAGGGACAGCCUGCGGCAGAGGGAUGCUCGGUUGAGGGAACAGUCGGAGACCAUCGCCGAUCUUCAAGAACGGCUCCUAAGUGUGGAGGCCGCCGAGGCACCGGGCACACCCACAGCCGAGGCCAAGCGGCCGCAGACCUCUCCGCGAGCCGAAGCAACUUCUGACGUGGCCGGCGCUGCGGCGGUACUGGCCGCUUCAGCAUCCGAGGACCCGGCUCGGCCGCCCGCGGUGUCCCCGCCCCGCCAACCCCAAGCAGCCGCUGCUACCCCACCAGAACCACUGGACCUACCACAGGCAGAGGCACAGAACGGCCCUGUAGCUCCCGAGCCGCUCCAGGAGCCUGCAGCCGCCAGCAGUUCUGGAAAAGGUGCAGAGGAAGUAGAGGAGAAUGGGGCGGCAACAGAUACCCGGGCGCUGCCAAACGGCGUGGCCGAUCACGCAGCUGCCCUGCAGCUGCAGUCUGACCUGGAGCGGCAGGCACACCUGGCGCAGGUUGGGCGAUUGGAGGGGCGACUGACAGAGUUGGAGGCUCAGGCGGCUGCGGCUGAGGAGCGGUGCGCUGCUCUGGAGGCAGAGCUGCAGCAGGCAAGGCAGGGAGCGGAGGAGGCCAGGACGGCUUCAGAGAAGCAUGUGCAGGAGCUGCGGGCCAAGGUGACAGCCGCGCAGGCAUCGCAGGCAGAGAUGCUGGCGAGGGCGCAGGACAUUUGCGCGGAGGCAGAGGAGCGGGGGGCCACCGCCCAGCGCCGUGCCGACCGAGCCGAGGAGCGCGCCAGCAAAGCAGAGGCCGAUCUCAAGGCGAAGGAGAGAGAAAGGGAACGCGGCGCGCCGGACGACGCCUGGCUGGCGACGGCGCGGCGUGCGGCGGACGAGCGCGAGGCCGAGCUGCGGCGUGCGAUGCGCGACGGAGAAGCCAAGCUGCGUGAGCGCAUCUCCCGCCUCGACGAGGACAACCAGGAUCUGCGAAGGUCGCUGGUUCGUGCACGGGCUGACGCAGAAGCGCUGGAGGCACGUGCGCAUGCGGCCGAGGCGGUGGAGGCCGGCCUGCAGUCGGAGCUUCGCGCGGCAGAGGCGGCCGGCGCCGAGGCCGACGCGGCGCUCGCUCGGUGCCAGGCACUGGAGGAGCGCCUGUCCGAGCUGCGUGCAGAGCAGGGCCAGCUGGCGACAUACAAGGAGAUGGCAGCGGCUGCAGAAGAAGACCGCGGCCGAUUGGAGGCGGAGGUUGUUGCGACAGCGCAGCUGGCCACCGCCGUCGAGGCACGGCUGCGAAGCGCGCUGACCGCCAAGGACGCCGCUGAGUCGCGCGUAGCUGCCGCGGAGCUGCGCGCCCACCAGGCAUGUGACUGCCCCCUGCCUGCCUCAGGGAAUGCGGAGGCGACCAUAGAGGCGGAGGUGACGAAGCGGCUGGAGCUGAGCGGGGCUGAUUUUGCGCGGUGGCCGCGCGCGGCCCGGGAGGAGACGGCGCGGCUGGAGAAGAAGCUGGACGCUGCGCAGCGCAUGACUGCCACGCUGCACGCUGAAUUGGACGCCUCUGGGCGCCAGCGCCAGUCAGAGGCCGUGCGGCUGUCGGCUGCGGAGGAGCGCGCGACGCGGGCGGAGUGGGAGAGGAGGGAGUCCGUAACGGGGCUGGAGCGCCAGCUGGCGGCCGCGCGGGCCGAGAUGCUGGACUGGCGCCGCGAGCUGGCGGCCGCGGAGGCCGAGCGCGACCGCCUGGCGGCCGACAAGAAGCUGCUGACUCAACGCGGCUCCUCCGGCAAUCUCUAUGCCGGCUUCAACGGCACCCCCAAGGCCAGGGGGGGCGGCAGCCUCCGUGGCAUUGCAGACACAUUUUCGGAGACGCCGACCAACGGACAGCGCGAUCAGCUGCCUGGCGUGGACAUCCUCUACCUCAAGAACGUGCUGCUCAAGUUCCUGGACUCCGCCGCUGCAGGCCGCACAGAGCAGUGUGAUGCGCUGCUGCCUGCAAUUGCCACGCUGGUUCGCGCGAGCCCUCAGGAGUACCGGGAGCUCAAAGCUGCGCUGCAUGCUGCCCGCCAGAGCGCCUCCUGGUGGCCAUCCUAGCGCUAGGGCCCUCAAGUGCAGAGUGGAGUUUCAUUGCAGAUCAGGGGACUCGUUGGUCCAGCCUGUCAUUGGUUGUGUGAUUAUAAAAUUUGUAGGGUUUCUCCUGAGACCUGCUACUGAUGAUGAUGGGUGGGCUUUGGUGUAGCGAGUAGAUCCCCCUGAUCAGGCCCCUCAUGAGCCUAUCAAUAUAUAUAUAUAGGCGCUGCGGAUGCAGCUGGAUGUCUGUCAGCUGCAGCAUGCGCAUGUGAUCAUCUACAGCUGCCGGCGUUUGGGUAAGGCCACAAUCUAGUAUAUACGGACUGCGUGCCACAGUGUGCAUGUUACAGGUACAAUAUGAGAUUUGAUGAUCACACACAACAGAAAGAUUUUGCAAGCACUAGCCUAGGGCAUGCAUGCGUGUGCCGCACGUGCACGUCCACCGCGGCUGACUGCGCAGUCAUAUUAUGAUAUUUACACGCGCAGUCCUAUACUUUAGUACAUGUGAUGCCAGGCCGGCAUCAUGAUGUGUUGCGCAACGGAGCGCAGGUGCUGGCGCCAAGCUCUUGAGUGUUUCUACAAUGGUCAGCCUGUGCACGACCCACUACGUGGAAGCCAUUGAAAGUUC
This is a messenger RNA of Coccomyxa subellipsoidea C-169, 3280 nucleotides long. RefSeq lists its product as hypothetical. The record is from RefSeq and is a predicted model, not a curated record. The coding region runs from base 1 to 2676 and encodes 891 amino acids. The transcript has 15 exons. Gene Ontology annotation, cellular component: Golgi apparatus. Lineage: Eukaryota; Viridiplantae; Chlorophyta; Trebouxiophyceae; Coccomyxaceae.